GCGUGUGCGUGUGUGGCGGCGGCGGCGGCGGCGGGGGCGGCUCGCGGCCCCUGCACGCCCUCGCCCCGCGCCAUGCCUCGGCCCCCGCGCCGCUCCCGGCCCCUGCGGCCGCCGCCCGCCUCCCCGCGGCUGCCGGGCUCCGCCACGCUGCAAAGUUGGGGGUAGGGGGUGGAGGGGACUCGCCGCGCCGCGCCGCUCCUGCCGCCGCCCCCCGCUUCGCAUUGUGCUGCGCGCGUGUGAGCCAGCGAGUGUGUCCCGGGCCGGCGGGAGGAGGGAGGCGUGUGCGUGUGAGUGUGCGGGUGAGUGUGCGUGUGCGCGCACGCACAAAAGCCGAGGCACAAAAAAAAAGAGAAAAAAAAAAAAAAGAAAAAGAAACUCUUGGAAAGCCGGGAGCAGCCGGAGCCGGAGCCGCCUCCAUCGGAUCCCCGGGGCAGCGGUGCAGGAAUUCAAGCUGUUUUGUUUUUUUUUGGUGGGGUUUUUUUGGGGGUCCCCCCCCAUCGCAUCGCCUCGAGGAUCCUGGGGGUUUGGGGGCAUCCUUUCUUCUUCUUUUUUAUGCUGCUCCUGCUUUUGGGCGGCCGAGGCUCGCGCUCCCCCGCCGGCCGCCCGCGGCUCCCCCGGGGGCCCCCGGCGGGCAGGCGCCGGGCCAGGAGGAUGAUCGCGCCCUGGGUGACUUUCGCCCUGCUCUGCGGAACUUUGUGCGCAGGGCCAGGACAUGGAGAGGCAGAAACCAGAGAGUGUAUCUACUACAAUGCCAACUGGGAGCUGGAGAAGACUAAUCAGAGUGGCGUGGAGCGCUGUGAAGGGGAAAAGGACAAGCGCCUUCAUUGCUACGCUUCCUGGAGGAACAAUUCGGGCUCCAUUGAGUUGGUGAAGAAGGGUUGUUGGUUAGAUGACUUCAACUGCUAUGACAGGCAAGAAUGUGUAGCUACAGAAGAAAACCCUCAAGUGUUUUUCUGCUGCUGUGAGGGGAACUAUUGCAAUGAGAAAUUUACUCACUUACCUGAAGUAACUGGUCCAGAAGUUAUAUAUGAGCCACCGCCGCCAACUCCCUCCCUGCUCAACAUCCUGGUUUACUCUCUGCUUCCAAUUGCUGUCCUAUCCAUGGCCAUCCUCUUGGCUUUCUGGAUGUACCGUCACCGCAAGCCCCCAUACGGGCAUGUCGACAUUAAUGAGGAUCCUGGCCCGCCACCCCCUUCUCCGCUGGUUGGCCUUAAGCCUUUGCAAUUAUUGGAGAUCAAAGCUAGGGGACGCUUCGGCUGUGUCUGGAAGGCACAGCUCAUGAAUGACUAUGUAGCAGUGAAAAUCUUCCCCAUACAGGAUAAGCAAUCUUGGCAGAGCGAGAGGGAGAUCUUCAGUACCCCUGGCAUGAAACAUGAAAACCUGUUGCAGUUCAUUGCAGCCGAGAAGCGGGGGACAAACCUGGAGACAGAGCUCUGGCUGAUCACAGCUUUCCAUGACAAGGGCUCUUUGACAGAUUACCUGAAGGGGAAUAUUAUCAGCUGGAAUGAACUCUGCCACGUUGCAGAAACAAUGGCCCGUGGACUGUCAUACCUACAUGAAGAUGUCCCUUGGUGUAAAGGGGAAGGACACAAACCCGCCAUUGCACACAGGGACUUCAAGAGCAAAAAUGUGUUGCUGAAGAAUGACUUAACAGCAGUUCUAGCUGACUUUGGACUGGCCGUACGGUUUGAACCUGGAAAACCCCCAGGGGAUACCCACGGGCAGGUGGGAACAAGGAGGUACAUGGCUCCUGAGGUGCUAGAGGGGGCAAUCAACUUCCAGCGAGAUGCCUUCCUGAGAAUAGACAUGUAUGCAAUGGGACUAGUAUUGUGGGAGCUAGUCUCCAGGUGCAAAGCAGUCGAUGGUCCAGUGGAUGAAUAUAUGCUGCCUUUUGAAGAAGAGAUUGGUCAGCACCCAUCCCUUGAGGACCUGCAAGAAGUGGUGGUUCACAAGAAGAUGCGCCCUGUUUUCAAAGAUCACUGGCUGAAACACCCUGGUUUGGCGCAGCUGUGCGUGACAAUUGAAGAAUGCUGGGACCACGAUGCAGAGGCCCGACUCUCAGCAGGCUGUGUCGAAGAGCGUAUUUCUCAGAUCCGCAAAUCGGUAAACGGCACUACCUCGGACUGCCUCGUUUCCAUCGUGACGUCCGUCACAAAUGUGGACUUGCCGCCCAAAGAGUCUAGUAUCUAAGUCCUGGUUCGCUUUUUUUUUCCAGACUCAGUGAAUUUAAAGAAAAAACAAAAGUGAAAAAAAAAACAAAACAAAAACCCAACAAACACAUGAAUGCAGCUGCUAUUUUAUCUUGACUUUUUAUUAUUAUUAUUGUUAUUAUUAUUAUUUUUUUGGAUCGGAUCAUUUUUACCAGCACAUUGCUCUACUGUAUUAAAAAAAAAAUGGACAUCUCAGCAAGCAUUCAGGCGCCGACUAAUGAAUGCAGAAAAGGUGCAGGUACCUCAGAACCUCAACAAACUCGCUUCAGUUUUGUUUUUAAUUCAGUUUUCUGGGUUUCUCUUUAUUGGUCUGUCUUCUACACAGAGCAUCUGUGACGUAAAGGAAAACCACCUACCAUCUUAGAAAACACAAUGCUGCAAACUUUGGAGAAAACUUAAGACUGUUACAUAAGAUUACACCUUCCUCAAAAGGAUAUUUUCCCCUGUUUUAUUUCCCCCACCCCUUUCUUUUCUUUUUUCUUUUUUUUUUUUUUUUUAAGACAGUGAGCUUCAAAAAAAAAAACAGCAGAUGUGUCUUUUACGGAUCUAACGGGUGUCAUUGUAACAUGGGAGGAAAAAAAAGAAACCGGAAAGCGAAUGUUAACUCUUUGAUGGUAGAGUUGAAGGGGGGAGUCUAGAAUAGGGGUUGGGGGAGAGCAACGUUGGACUUUGCAGCAUUUGGAGAAACAUCAUUUGCUAUGGAGCUACUUCUCAGGUAACCAGUUAACGAGGGGAAGGACAUUUUUGAGGCAGAGUAUUAUUCACUGCAGUGCAUGGAGAAAGUUGGGUUAAAGAGCCAAUGGCAUAAGCAAGGCACUAGUUCUUUCUUCCUCCACUAUCUCAGGCUUGGGUCUUAAAAGAACAACAACAAUGACAAAGACCACGCUUGUGUUUUAUUUUCUAAACCCCAGGUAAUAAGGGGAGGAAAGUGCUUUUAAGCAGCAUAACUAAGAGGGAACUAAGUAUGUUCUCAGAAAUGCCAUGUGAAGUAUGUACUGGAAGAUUUGAAAGCAUUUGCAUCUUGCUUUAAAUACUGUAGCAGUUCAGGGAAAAAGGCCUCAGGGUUGGAUGACUGCUUAGCCCCAGCUACUAGUGUAGAUGGAUAAAAGAAAAAAAAAAUGAAUUUCUGGAGGGAGAAACACAUGACCUGGGCCAAUGACAGACAACUGCUGUAGCACCCAAGAAGUAUAUGAAUUGUACAGUUAUAGAUCACAAGGAGUGGACCGAGCAGCAGUGGUGUUUAUCAUAGCAUCUUUUAAACUGGUUUCUUUGAUGCUGCUUUCUCCUUACUCUGUGACUAAACUCUUUUUGUCUUAAAGUGGUGCAUAUUUUAAAAUACCGUUACUCUAUUAUGCCAUAAACUUGCUCUAGUCAGUGAAUGUUCCUAAUGCUGCUGAUUCAACAUUUAAAUAUUUUUUUAAUUUGCAAAACAUGCAAUGUUUGAGAAGAAGAAAAAAAACAAACAACAAAAUACACACACACACACGUUACGCGGCUUUCGAGGUUUAAACUGAAAAAAAAAAUUAAACUUCACGACCACAGACCACCUCAAACCAGAAAUACCUCAGAAUUUUCUACUUGUAUGAGUUUUAUUAUAUAUUUUGUUAGUUGUGUUGUCUUGUAGUAAGUAUAUUUUAAUGUAAGUUGGCUUUUAUGACAAGGGAGUUUUAAAAAAAGAAAAAAAAGAAAAAAAGUUCCAAAAUCUUUUAGGAAGUGUUACCAUUUUUUUUUUUUUUGGUUUUGUUUUAUAAAGCACCAUUGUAAAUAACUGUAUACAGUUGUAGAAUAACUGCCUAUAUAAGGUACCUGGGCAUUAUUCACUCUUGUUUGUGAAGACUGUUUCCAUUCUGUGUUAUUUUGUUCGGUCUGUUUUAGUGAAAGGACAGUACAUCUUUUUAUUACGUGUUUUACUUUUUCUCAGCCUAUGAAAUCAAUAUGAACAUCAGUGUCUUGCUAGACUGACAAAGUUAUCCUGAUUUGAUUGCCAGGACUUUUAAACUUUUGUUUGCAUUGAUGCCAAAAUACAAUCCUAAACUAAUUACCCUGUUAAAAUAUACAAAUUGGUAUUAGAGAAACAGAUUGGGCAUUUUGUCGCGCACAGAUUGUCAACAGGGAAUGUUAGUGUAGGUGUCAUUUUUCAGCAAACAAAAUUACCAAUUGGAAGAAUAAAGUAUAACGCUGAAUAUUAUUUCUCAAAAGUGUAGCUUUAAAAAAAACCCCCACCACACUAGAGUCCACAAAAGGACAAAGUCCUUUUUCUUGGAGAGAGAUAAUUGCCUUAACUUGUCUAUUUAAAUAAAGUCUUAAACUAUUCUUUCAAGUUAAUGAAUGUAUAUGUGCAUAUAAAUACAUACACACAUGUAAGUGUAUUUGCUUGUGCAUGUGUGUGGCAGUUUCUGAUUCUUAAUGUGAUCCUGUACAGAACAUGUUAACAAAAACAGAAGCAAAAUCAUACCAUUCUGGCACACUUCAUGCCCCUGUUAGGGGAAGAGGGGGUAACAACUUUGGCAGUGAUGCUACAAACACACUUACGCUGAAUGAUAGGCAUGCAAAUAGCUUCAUUGAUGUCAACAGCACUAUUUACAUGCUGCAAGUGAAGCAUAUGCCUAUGUUUGCAGGAUCAGUGUCUGUCUUUUGUCCUUUGAGUACAUUUGUGCACUGAGAUAUAUAUAUAUAUAUAUAUAUAUAUAUAUAUAUAUAUAUAUAUACACACACACACACACGUUUGAUGCUUUGGAAAAGUGAUUUAAGCUUUGGGGGGUGGGAGUUUAGCGCAAAGACUGAAUAAACUAGUUUUUUUGGGGGGGGAUCUCUGUAUAGGGGAGUCGGUUCAGAUUGUUACAGAAAGAAAAAAGCUGUACUGUCUUUUAACUAUUCUGAUCUGUGUGCUGUUUUGGAUUUUUUUUCCUUCAGCAUUAAUGUGUAAAAGCUAAAACGGGCUUGUUACAGCAGUUGCUUUUUCCAAACAUGAUUUCGUUAAGAAGCUUUAAAGUAUUUAUUGAAAGUGCCAUAUGAUUUUAAUAGCCUAUUAGACGGUGUCUUCAACCUUCUCCUCGAGACAGCAUAAGCAAAACCUCUUACCACAUGUAGCUUCUUUUACUGCAGGGAACUGUAAGGACAUACAAACUUCGAUCACAUGCGGAUUGAGAUGUACUGGCAUUUUCCCUGGCUUAACAGUUCCUUACAGAUCAUUUUACUAAAUUAUGUCUAGAGUUGGUUAGAGGAAGUUUCUGAAGUGCAUGCGUGUCCAGUUAGAAAUGUUAAGGGCAACUGUGGGGCGGGUGGGUGUGCACAUCUAUCUCUUGGCUACUUACAGACAUGCACCAGUUCAGCUAAGCGUGUUAAAUAUGUGUUUGUUAAAUUGGUACAACGUUUUCAUGUAGAUGAUCCCUGAUGGUCUCAGCUGCCUAAUUUUCUAAAGACCAAGCAGAUAAUUUAAUGUCUGCAUUCUGUCAUUGGAAUUGUCCAUUUUAUUACAUUCGCUUAAAUGUCGUUCAGUACUGUAAAGGCAUUUCCCAAUUUAGCAAUAAGCUGUAUUCACAGCUGUAGUUUUCAUAAGCAACAGUUUUCAUCCAACACUCUUUUAAAUCAGAUUGGUUCAACCAGGUAUUAAUUGUAAAGUACUAGUGAUUGCCAUGUAUGUAGGCAAAGAUAGAAGCCUACAUAAAAUAUGCUCUUUAAAUAUUCUGCUCUUGCAGAAUCCAAAAGUGGGUCACUCCAUUUAUAAUUUAUAGUUUAAUAUUAAUCGGAAAUAACCUAAAUGGCAAUGAUAAUAGUAGAAGUUUCCUCGACCUCAGAGCCAAGAUUUUACCCUUUAUUUUAGUUGUCAAGAAGGUAUCAGGAUUUGGGUUGGAGUGGUAUUGUGGCCACGAUGGGCCAGGAAAUAUGAGAAGCAAGGGGUUUUUUUUGGUGAUAUCUUUCAUUGAACCAAUUGCAUAGUUGGGAGAGAUGUUAGACAAGCUUUCCAGCACAAGGUGCCCUUCCUCAAGGUUGGGAAGGAAGCAGGUCUAGCCUAAGCUAAAAACUAGAUAAAAGUGGCCUGUGUUUUAACUCCAUGUGUAAAAGAAAAAAGAGUGGAAAGAGGUUGUAAACCUGGAGCAAAGAUGUUAUCGCAAGGAGCUGCAAAAAGAGAUGUGCAGCUGAAGAGAUAAGCUAAUUAUGUAAAAGAAAAGCCCAUUCAGAAGGGAAAUAGGGUCUUUAUUAUCUGUGGAGUGCAGAGAGGUUAACAGAAACAGCAGUUCAAUUCUAACGAGGCGGGAAACGGUAGUGUAUGUUUAGUCCAUGGUCUUUAGCGUCCAGUAAAGCUGCGAGUGUUUGUUCCCAGGAGCGGUGCUUAACUUUCAGGAGUGGUGCAGCCCUGUCUGAUUCCAACGAAUCUGCAAAUUCUGCUAAAUACCUUGUCACAAGGACAUGAAAAAGGAAGGUAGAUUUCUCUUGAAUGUACGGACCGUGAAGUCAGGACAGAGAGAUCGUCCUUGAAAAGUGUUCUCCCACAAGUGCUUUGGGUGGUCCUGUCCUGCAUCCAACAGAGUGGCUGUUUCCUUCCACCCGCAUGGGCCUGGGACGUAGCGUGCCACAUUCGGUAGACCUGUGUAGGAUGUAUGGAUUAAAUUUGUUCAUUUUCAUGGGUAAGUUAAGUACGAGCUCACACUUUAAGAUGCAAAAGGGCACUUAUGGCCAAAAGCUUGUCAUAUCUCUCCCAGUGAUAUAGUUGGGCCAGUAAAAGUUAUCCUCCAAAAACCUUGUUCCUUGCAUAUUUCCUGCGCUGUCAUGUGUGCAACAACGCUCCUUCCCUACUCUUCCAAGAUGGGAACUUCUCCAAGAACAGAAAAUGUCUGUUUGUGACAGAGCUAUGGACUCGCUAAUCCCAUGAUAAUAUCAGAGCAGCGGCUUUGGAAAUGAGUGUAGUGCUCUCGUUUUAAAUAUAUGUGCAUUUUAGAAGGAAAGGCUGUAAAUUAGUCUUGGAUAAGCAUCAGUUAAUUUAUUCAUGCUGAUUAAAGGUUUUAAAUAGGUCUGGAUCAUCAAAUAAUCUCCAACAACCUGGUAAAGGAAGUAAAUUGUUCGUUCUUUCUUUUUUUGCCACCAGUAUGGCGGAGAGGUUUUGGUACUCUUCAGGGCUGCUGACAGGUGGGGAAAGACAAAACAAAACAAAACAACACUUUACUGGAAGAGUAAUCACAUCAGUUUGACCCAGCUUCCUGGCACCUGUAUAGCUUAUGCACUUCAGCGGUGGGGUUUGGCUCUUUUAUUUAAUAGCUGAUCCAAUCAGCUAUUAGAUAAAAGCACCAAAAAGCCCCGCUGAAGUACAUGAGCUGUACAGACCCUGGACAGUUCCUUUUCUGGGUAUGUGCUGCACUUGGCAUGGGGGAGCACUGAGCUGAAAGUAAAAUGCUGUUUUUUGGGGACCCCCCCCCCACAUCUGUAAGCACCCUAGAAGUCUAAGUUCUGUGAACUUAGGAGCGGUAUACCCCAGAAGUGAUUUUUUAAUUAUUUUAAUUCCUUAACAGAGACUAUUGACAGUCUUUUGUGCAUUUUAUUCUCAAAAGAUAAGCCAUGUUUUACAAGGCAGUCAAGUGAGCCACGGUUAAUAUUUUUAGAGUUCAGUUGCCAGAAAGCUAAGCAGCCAGCCAUGGAUUGAAUAGUAGGGAUGUUUUGCAAUUCUUUUCCUAAUGUUAAAGUCCAGUAAAAAAAAACCCAACAAUAAAACUUCUGGAGUAAGGUACUUUUUGAUGUGAAUGAAGGCAUCACAAUCUAGCUUAUAAUAACCUAGUAGCACAUGCUGUGAGAAAUCGUUGAUUGCUGUAAUGAUACAGGCAGAAUCCAUUCAUUCCUGAAGUUAUACACUCUUGUAAAGGAUUACACUAUUGAUUGUCAGUCGAGGUAUGAAUAAUAUACUACUUCAUUUUAACUUUAAAUAAAAAUUAAACUAAAAUCCAUUUGAGAUAUAACCAGUCACUAAUUCCUCCUGCCAUUUUGUCAUGCCCUUGAAAAAAAUCAUUACAAACUCCUACCCUACAAAUUUGAAGGAAACUCAAGUCUUGCAAUAGUUAAUAGUAAAACUGUUAUGAAUUAUAUUGUCACAAUAGUUACUUUCAACAUAAUCCACCUUUCUGUGUCUACUGAGGUCAGAAUAUGUGAGUGUAAGACGGGGCCCCUAGUUCUUGUUAUGAAUGCAUACACAAGUUUAAGCACUUUCUGUAGUCGAGGGCAUCGCCCCACACUUGAAUUCCUCUAAUCAUUUGGUUUGGUUAACCUGUGAUGCUUCCUUUAUAUUAUUGAUCAGGACACACAAAGACUGACUUGUUCACAUCUUCACAUCCUCUAGGUUGCAGUAUUGUUUUAAGCACAAGAAUGUGAACACAGCCCCAAACUGAACACGGCUUUUCUUUAAUGAGGGGCCUUCAUGAAUACAGAGUCACUUCAAAGUAUGAGCCAGAAUGUCUUGGUGCUCUUAUUACCCAUCUUUCUCAUGCUUUCAAAGUGCAAUUCUGUUACAGGAUAAAACAUGGUAGGUAAAAAUUACACCUGCGGAAAUGCUACACCUCUGGGGUGUGUACAGGUGUUAGAGGCAAGACGCAGGAAACGUCAUUGUCCUAAUUCUGUAAUUAGCAAGAAAACUCCUUUUUCCCUGGUACUGUGGACUCCACCUUGUUUCUACUGAAGUCAUUCACAUCAGUAGGAGUAGGAUGGGAUCUUGGAAGCCCACUCAGAUGCAAAAAUGCAUUGAUUUCUUAGCCCACAGCAUGUAAACUGAGAAACACCAGUUUAAUUCCUAUAGCACUGGCUCGUAGGCAGACUGUAACAUACCCUGUUUUCUGGAUAAAAGAUAUUCUUGUUAGGAAAGUAAGAGACUCAAAUUGCAGAAGACGCUACUGCUUGAUAGCACUGUGACCAUAAUGUUGUAGUUCUUGUUCAAGUAGUACUCCAGUUGAGGUGGUUAAGCAAGAAGCAUCCCCAGUCUAACACUUUUGCAUACAAAAUAUUGUUUGGUGGCAUUGUAAAUAAAAAGUAGGCUAUAUAAUAAUAGGGAAAAAUAAGGAUGGUUUGACCUUUUUUACUUUGGGGAAAAUAUAUAUUUUUAGUUGCAUAUACAAUCAAAUUCUACAUUGUGUGAAAAUUCUUUUAUACCACAGAUUAUUUUUGUAAAGUCUAAUAUGUUUCUGCAGGGAAAAGGGAGAGAGGUCUGUGUAAACACAGCAAAAAUAUAGAUUAUAUAUAAUGUUGAAUCUAACUGCAGUACAUCAGAAUUUAGCAGAUAGAAAAGUCAAGUAUGAAACCAAUUUAAGCAGCAGGUUUGGAAGUACUUGGACAUGUUUUGGGGACUGCACUAUUUAUAUUGUUAAAAUUGGUUAUAUCGCGUCUCAUCCUUUCUGCAAAAGAUGCUUGUUGCUUUUGUAUGGCCAUCUUCAGAUUUAACCAGGAAGAUUUUUUUUCACGUAUCCAUGUAAAACACCAGGUGGUAAGCGGUAUGGGUUUGUGUUUGCUCUGGUGCUGUAGUAGGUUGUGAAGUCAGUGUUAAGAAUUUAAAAAGACCAAAUACUUGGGCUGAUCUAACUGUUUGCCACAUUCAUUUACUAUAAAUGCUUCUGCUUCCUGGACGAUGUGAUCUGUAAGGAGCUGUUGCCAGUAAAUAUUGAUAAAACAAAUUCGUAGAAGUCCCUUCCCUCUUAAACGUACUGACAGCCUACACAAGUCAGACUUUUCCAGGGUUUCUGCAUUUCUGAAGUCAGAUUUCACUGCCAGCAGGUUAGGGGCGGUCCGGCCCCUGAUAAACGUGUGGGACACUGCCAUAUUAAUAAUCGUCUUCAGAAAAGAAAGCUUCCUAAACUGUUACUCCUAGGUGUUUCUGCAAGAAUUUAAAAAAUGUAGAUCUGCUGUUCCUUCUUUUUUUCUUCUAAGUCAAGUUGGGCAGUGUAAUUGGACUAGAUGGUAAAGAAAACUGGAAAGUGAGACUGGUUCUUAUACACUACCCUGAUGCCACAAUGCCAGAGUUGCAAACUCUGCAGGAAACAGCUUGAGACCAAACAAGAAAGUGUUUCCAUUGAGAUGAAUGCAGUUCUGUGGCAUUCAGUGGACUUGACCACGUCCCUUUUGAAAUCAGGGCUUAGAAAGCUUAAGGCGGUUCUGCCUUAUGUAGUUAGAAAUCAUUCUUCCACAUCAGUCUUUCCAGGUGAAAUUUUGGUCCCCAUUAAAGCCAGCGGCAGGCUUGCUAUUUCCAUGAGCGGAGCCAGGAGAUGCGCGUGUUCCUGAUGCACUUUCUGAAUGUCCCUGGUGAACCUGUCCUCUUCUUUACAUUCAACUUCUGUUCUCUAAAACUUCUGGUUUACGGCAAAGUUCUUUCUCUCUCUCUAACUAAAGUUAUAGCUUAUGAAGUAAGCAGUAAUCCUUUCUACUUGUACACUGCCAGAGGAAAAAAAUCAUACUUCUGUUAUGUCCAUCCGAAAUGUAACACUAUUCUGUUGUGCCUUUAUUUUUCCAUGUAAAAGCAACUGCUGUAAGCUAUAUUUUUACUUGUUUUUUCUGUCUGAGAAAACACUUUUCAUUGCCCAGCUGUUGUUUCUGGAUGCAUUCUGUGAUCCAGGUAUUUCAAGAACCAAUUACCUCAAACCUCACAUUAAACAGUGUUGCUAUCUGGAUUCUCCUUGAUACUACAAUAUUGUAACAUACGCAAACAGGAACCCUGCUACAUAUGGGUGUUUUUAUAUUAUAUAUAUAUAUAUAUAUAUAUAUAAUAUAUAUAUAUAAAUGGCAAAUGAUCCCCAAGGACUGAAGGAAAAAAGCAAACCUUUUUGUUUUCCAACAUUAAAACCAGAAGGGCUUCUGGAAAGCUCUAUAAUGGCAUUGUGCUGGAUGUGAUUCAAGAGGCUGUUAUCCGAAAAGUGCUUUCUUUGUUCUCUUUCUAGUAUUUUCAGUAUUUUAUUGGCACACAUUAUAUGAUUAAAAUGCUGUUCCUGCAUUUUUGCCCCCUUUCGAAGCAGAGGGCAGGGGGGACAAUUCCAGUUGCUAAAAACUGUAGACCAUUCGGCUAAGGUUGGUAUGGUUAAACCAUAAUGAACCACCAUGCCUUCUGGGAAAAUUACUGUAAAAAAUUGUUUUUUUUGUGAAAAGGAAAGCAUUGGCCAUGACUUGUUCAAUUUUCUCUCCCAUUCUAAAAAAUUAAAGUUUUACCCAGUGACCAUCAUAGUCAUUUUAAAAUCCCGGUUGAGUAGCUGUUAGUAGCAUUUCUUGGCCGCACAUUUGCCCAUAUAAGAAGAUAGCUAGGGGGAUCAGGAUUGAGAUAUUUUACGGAGUUGUGCAUGGAGUGUAAUGAUGAAAACAACGUUCUCUGGAUAGCAGGGGGCAUAUUGGCAGAUCUUUAUAAUUUAAAUGGAUCUUACUUCCCCCACCCCCUUCUCCUGUGGGUUGUCUUAUGAAGAACUUCAACCCUAAUGGAUUAUUUCAUAACAGCAUUUGAUUGAGAGAACUGUAAGCCUACCAGUCUCUCCAGAAGGAAAAAUCUAUAGUCCUGUUCUCACCAGCCAUGUCUUUUUGAGAGCUGUGUAUUAAACGGUUUAUAAUUUUAGCUAGGUACCUGAUGCACCAAUAUAGUUCACAUUUUAUGUAUGUGAAAUGGUAACCUUUCUAUCCAAAGAUGAACUAAUCGGAAGGAAGGAAGAUCAGUUGCUCCUUUUUUUAGGACCUGUGUUAGUUUGUCAAAUGUUUAUGUGGCUAUUGAUGGUCACAGGGAAUCUUUAAUAAAUCAUAUACAAAAGUAUUAAAAUUUCUCAGAAGGCGAUAUUUUCCAUGCCAAUGGCUUUUCCAUGGAAUCAUGUAUUGAUGCAAAAAGAGAUGUUUAAUGGGCCCCAAAUAAAGAAGGUGGUUACUGCAAACUAACAUGCUUCUUGAUCCCAAGUCUACACCCAAAAUCCGCACAAUGCCACUGCCAUCCUGUUCAGAAUAUCUGCUUAAUGAAUUCUGCAUGAUUGUCAUGAUAGAGUUGAAGGCCUAAUCUUUCACCUGUUAAUAUUUUUCACAUUUGUCCUUAAGUUUGACGAAUUUUAUACUGUGAAGUGGACUUCAGUACAAUUUGUCAAUUCUUGUGGAAAGAGCUUUCUGCAUGUAACAUUAGACGCAUACAGUUAAACAACACAGCAUAGUACAAAACUCACAAGAAAAUGUUUUGGCACCAGCAGAAAGAAAUCUCACCCUAACCAUGUGUCAUUUAAAACCAUCAUAUUGUCAGUUUUACCAGCUACUUCUAAAUUUGUGCUUUAUUUAAAGAAAUAAAAUAAAAAAUCCUAAGACUUGUCUAGCUUAGUGAAAUAUGUGCAUAUCAGUUUUAGGAUGGAUAGCUAAGUCUUAUUACGCUGUGUUACUUAACUUGUAUAUAUAUAUGAGUAUACAUAAGAGUUUGCAGUAACCUGUUUCUCCAGGAUUUCCAGUGUGAAUGAUGUAAUAACUCAGAUGAUGAGAUUAAGUAAAUGAUUUAGAAGAUGGCAAAAGUAAACUGAGUGUAAAUUACAGGAAGCUCUAUCAGAUGGUGAAAUAAUUUUUAAAGACUUUUGGUCCUUGGCUCAAAUUCAAUAAGUACUGUUUGUAUACCAAGAUAUGUGAAAUGUAAAUGUUGUAGGUUAUAUUUCACUCUUGUAGCUAUAAAAAUGUAGAACAGAAAUAGCUUGUACUACUGAGUUAACAAAAAUUAUACUAAAGUAUCCUGUUAAAGAAAAAGAGUAUACAGAAGAGAUAAGCUCGUUGCUGUAACCCCUUUUGGAUUGAAGAGUGUGCUGAUUUUUUAUAUAUAUUAUAUAUAUAUAUAAAAAUAUAUAUAUACAUAUAUAAAAUGGCCUAAAGCAGACAUCCAUUGUAUUGCGGUUAUGAAAUGAAGACAUUUUGGAAAGAACAUUGUAUCAUAGUUCAUAAAUUUGCAGUGGAUCUUUGUUCCUUUUUACUGUGGUAUUUUAGAAAUGAGUCUCAAGUUUGAAACUAGAUCUGCCAAGUUGGGGUUUUGCUGCUUCAGCUUUGCACUGGGUGCCCGAAUAAACCAGUAUGAAUGUAGUAUUUGCUCAGUGUGAAGCAGCUGCACCCCAACUGAUAGGAGGAAAAAAAACCCUAGAAAGAAUUAUUUCAAGUUUAUCUUUUUGUAUAUGAAAAUAAACAAUAAAUUACAAAUA
Alligator mississippiensis (American alligator) is the source of this 13360-nucleotide messenger RNA. RefSeq names its product activin A receptor type 2B (gene ACVR2B). Gene Ontology annotation, molecular function: ATP binding; activin receptor activity; activin binding. The transcript is spliced from 11 exons. NCBI's taxonomy places the organism in Eukaryota, Metazoa, Chordata, Crocodylia, Alligatoridae. The record is from RefSeq and is a predicted model, not a curated record. Bases 553 to 2190 code for a protein of 545 amino acids. Gene Ontology annotation, cellular component: plasma membrane; activin receptor complex. Gene Ontology annotation, biological process: cellular response to growth factor stimulus; protein phosphorylation; activin receptor signaling pathway.